GGCGCGGCAGUAUUUUUGUGCCAAUGAAAAUUCAUUUUUAUGAGAAGAGAAUGGAAAUCAACAUGAGCAUGAGGAUGAAGUCCAGUUGAAAACAAACAUGAGGUUUUAUGUUGAUGGUGACGUAAUUUAACUGAUAAAUGACAUGAUAGUUUAUAAAUAUUUUAACUGCGUUGAUUUUACUCACCAUUUUUUUUGGAAGUAAUUCAUGAUUUGAGAAAAAUGUUUGGGAAAAAGAAAGAAAAUAAGCGGCCACGGACUAAUAAUCCGCUGGGAAUUGAUUUUCUGGGAGGUCUUGACCCCACGAUGGGAGCUGAUGACGAUGAUGAUGGAGAUUUGGAAGCCGAAUUACAUCAGCUGAUGAUGGGUGACAACCCGCGGCCUAGACGUCCAGCACCAAAACCUCCAGUGGAGCCAAUGAACUUGGAUCUGGAGUUCAAAGAAAUUGGUGAUGAUGAAGAACUGUCUGGUGAUGAUGACGAUCCUGAAUUAUUGAAUGAACUUGACGCAAUAAUGGGCGAUGACGGAUCACCAGAAGACAAAGAAGAUAAAGAAGAAAGUCCAGCAGCGGCCAGUGCCGGUUCCGAAGAAUUAAUAAAACUCUUGGAAGAAAGGCUGGAGUUGUACAAACAAGCGGAGACAAAAGCGAAGAAUAAUAACGACACGUCAAAAGCGAGGCGUUAUAAUCGCGGUGUUAAAACGCUUCAAGGAAUGUUACGCGACGCUAAAGCUGGUAGAAAUGUCAACGAAGCAGAUAUGCCGCCUUUGCUUCCGCGAUCAGCAACUCAAGUAUCUCAAGACACAAAUGCUGACCAAGGGGAAUCUGAUACUCAAGGAAUUCCACUGGAAAAUUCAAGUCCUGAUGCACCAGAACCAGAACCAGUUGUUGAACCAGAGCCUGUACCAGAACCUGAACCUGUACCAGAGCCAGAACCAGCUCAAGCAACUGAACCAGUGCCAGUUGAUGAAGAAAAAUUAAAUUUAUUAAAAAAACGCCAGCAGGAAUACAAAAUAGCAGCAGUUGCGUGGAAAAAGUCUGGGCAGUUAGAAGAAGCAGUGAAAUAUAUUAAAAUAGCGAAACGAUUUGAUGAAGUGAUAGCAGCAUUGACAGCUGGAGAACCUGUCGAUUUAUCUGAUAUGCCGUCGACGCCGGACUUACCACCAGCACCGGCUGCUACGGCUGUGGAGGUCAGUGACCAGAGCGUCGCUAAGGAAGAGAGCGAAACUCAGGAAGCGGCUGAAGAACCAGCAGCCGCUGUCACUGGCGAAGGUAUCGAAGGAGCGCUGAAGGAAAGAUUGGAAGUUUAUCGCCGUACUAAGACAGCUGCCGAGGAAGAGGGAAACUCGUCAAAGGCACGCAGAUAUGGACGUAUCUGCAAGCAGUAUGAGGACGCUAUCAAACUCCAUGCCCGAGGGAAACCUAUUCCUGUUGAUGAGCUACCAGUUCCUCCGGGAUUUCCUCCCAUCGUAUUGAAUACUCCAGCUCUGGUAGCGCCGGCAGUGGCUCCAGCAGCUCCUAGACCUAAAAUUCCAGAGAAAGCUGAGACCAGUCCAGGUGAGGACAAUAAACCCACGGCACCACCACGUGGCCAGAAGCCCACGACCACCCGGGCGCAGAAGCAAACGCUAUUUUUGCAGAAACGCCAGGCGGAGUUGAAGCGCGCGGCGCUGAUGGCCAAAAAAGACGGCGACCUGGAGCUGGCGCGAGAUUACUUGAGACAAGCAAAGGGAAUAGAUCCUCUGCUGCAAGCGAGUACUUGCGGAUUGCCCGUGGACUUGAAAUCACUUCCUCUGUCCCCACUCGCUAAAGAGGAACUCCACGGAGCCAUCGACGCCUCGUCUAGUGACAGCUUCGCUCUGGUGUCUUCCGACGACUGCCAGCCCGGGGAAAUCACCGGAACCGACCAGGAGAUCUACGACAAUCUGGAAAAGCAGUUGAUUAAACACAGAAAAGUUUGUCUGGCCACUCGCGACCACGCAAAAGCUCUAGGUGACGUUCCCGGUUACAACAGAUGGGAGCGCAUGGCUCUGGGUUACAGCAGAGACGUCGACAUGCUGCGCGUUCGUCGUCGAGACGGACUACCGCCACCCCAACAUCACUACGAAUCAAAAACUUAUGCCAUCGUCCAGAGCUGCACGGAUUUGACUGACAGCGACCUGGAAAUUUCCAUAAUCCGCGGAGUCAAUUAUCCAAAAGAAGCUGACAGUUACGUCAUCUACGAGUUUCCUUACCCGCCAGAACGUCCGCCGACGGACAGAACUCCAACAGUUCGCAACACGAGUACUCCCGAGUAUGAUUCAACUUUUACACUGACCGGAAGUGUUGACAGAUCGUCACGACAGUGUCAGCGCGCUUUUAAACGGCACGCAUUGAAGUGCCAAGUCUGGUCCAAAGGAUGCUCAACAAAUCCUUUGAUGUGUUGCCUCCACCCCAGAGGUUUUCUAAGAAGCGACAGUCUGCUCGGUACCGUUACUGUCAAAUUGCAGCCACUGGAAACCCAGUGUAUUUUGCAUGAUUCAUUUCCGUUGAUGAAUGGAAGGAAAGCUAGCGGAGGAAAACUGGAAGUUAAAAUCCGGCUCCGAAACCCGAUCUCGACCAAGCAGAUUGAGAAGAUGACGGACAGAUGGCUUGUUAUUGAUAAUUAAUUAUUAAUUAUUAAAGAUUCUUUAACUCGCUUUUUAAAAAAUACUUUUAAUUUAACUGGUACUUCGAAGCGCAUGCCUUAUUGCACAUUGAUGUGAUAAAAUUAACAAUUUAUUUUUUAUCAAAUGUAUUUAUGAAUAAAGAUAUGUAAAUAUUUA
Messenger RNA from Microplitis mediator, 2799 nucleotides. RefSeq names its product coiled-coil and C2 domain-containing protein 1-like (gene l(2)gd1). Gene Ontology annotation, biological process: regulation of transcription by RNA polymerase II. Lineage: Eukaryota; Metazoa; Arthropoda; Insecta; Hymenoptera; Braconidae. The record is from RefSeq and is a predicted model, not a curated record. Gene Ontology annotation, cellular component: nucleus. The transcript is spliced from 9 exons. Gene Ontology annotation, molecular function: RNA polymerase II cis-regulatory region sequence-specific DNA binding; DNA-binding transcription repressor activity, RNA polymerase II-specific. The coding region runs from base 220 to 2643 and encodes 807 amino acids.